CCCCGAUGGCCGAGCCGCCCCUCCUUCCGAAGCCAGCCGGCCAGCAGCAACCCGCUAAGGUCAUACUUAUUCCACAUGCCGCCCAAAAACCUACUCAACAAGUCUAUCUUAUACAGCCAAACACCGGCCAACAACAGCUCACUUUCAUACCAAUGCAAAUUCCGGCCGAUACGCAAAAGAAACAAAUGACAGUGCUGAGUCCUAUGCAACCAACGAGUAGCACCACCCAUGUAAGCGUCGUUCAGAUGGAAACGUUGGAUUCUGGACAUGCCGGCGGAACGCCAAUUUCACAGCCGCAGUCACAACAGCGAAUUACUUUGGGAAAUCUUCAUUUUCAACAAGAUCCAAAUGAUCCCCAGAAAUGGAUUAUUACAAAUGAUUCUGCUGCUACAACACCAAGUCAGCCAUCGAACCAUUCUAACAACCAGUCAUCCAGAAUGACCGGCGGUGGUGAUUCGCCAAACAUGAUGGCCGGAGAAUACGAAAUGGGGAUCGAUGAUAGUCAAGUACCAAGACGAUGUGCAUGUACCUGUCCAAACUGCCAAAAUGCUAGUACCCCGAGAUCCGGUGAUGGUAAACAACGACUGCACAUUUGCCAUAUUUGCCAGAAAACUUAUGGAAAGACAUCACACCUAAGGGCUCAUCUGCGUGGACAUGCCGGAAACAAACCUUUUGCAUGCGAUUGGCAGCACUGCACCAAACGUUUCACCAGAAGCGAUGAACUACAACGGCAUCGUCGCACGCACACCGGUGAAAAACGAUUUGCAUGUGGCCAUUGCGGCAAAAAAUUCAUGCGCUCCGACCAUCUGACGAAGCACGAGCGAACGCAUACCAGCAAUCGUAUGUCGAUGAGUACGCCGUUGAGAAUGAAUCACACUCCAGAGCAAGGCCAACGUGUUCCUCGUUGA
Messenger RNA from Cylicocyclus nassatus, 908 nucleotides. Lineage: Eukaryota; Metazoa; Nematoda; Chromadorea; Rhabditida; Strongylidae. The record is from the annotation of a GenBank genome assembly.